AUGAAUUUCUUAAGUGUGAGAUCUGUGGCUGCCAGAAUAAUAAAUUAUUUUAAAGGAAGAAAACCACAUUUAACGAUAAAUAAAGAAAAGCAAGAUGGAAGUGAACAACAAAAACAACAACAUCAAGAACAACGCAUUGAAGAACAACGAAAACAAGAAAUACAUCAACAAUUACAAGAACAACAACAACAUGGUGAACAAAAACAAGAUCCAAAACAAGAACAACAACAUGAUCAGCAAAAACAACAUCAAGAACAACGCCUUGAACAACAACGAAAACAAGAACUACAUCAACAAUUACAAGAACAACAACAACAUGAUGAACAAAAACAAGAUCCAAAACAAGAAGAACAACAACAUCAAAAACAAAGACAACAACAACAAAGAAAACAAGAACUACAUCAACAAUUAGAAGAACAACAAAAACAAGAUCUACAAGAACAACAACAUGAUGAACAAGAACAACAACAACAUGAUGAGCAAAAACAACAGCUAGAACAACAACAUAAACAAUUUCAACAACAUAUCCAAAAUCAAAGAAAACAUCAACAACAUAAUUUAAAAAUACGAAAUCAACGUACACAUCAUCUACAAUAUUACUCUCAUUUUUUUCCGUAUAACCGUCACAAUUAUCACAAUUAUCAAUACAACAAAGGAAAUCAAUACAAUCACCAACAAUAUCACCAUGAAUCACAAAAUUAUCAACAUCGUCCACCUUUUUAUCAAAAUCGAAAUCAUCAGUUUAGGAAAAAAAAAGUUAGAACGAAUCUUGGCGCUGUAAUGGAGCAAUAA
This is a messenger RNA of Leptopilina boulardi, 792 nucleotides long. Its product is annotated as UPF0746 protein DDB_G0281095-like. The record is from RefSeq and is a predicted model, not a curated record. NCBI's taxonomy places the organism in Eukaryota, Metazoa, Arthropoda, Insecta, Hymenoptera, Figitidae. The transcript has 3 exons. Bases 1 to 792 code for a protein of 263 amino acids.